GGCGCCGCUGCUGUCGGUACCGGUGCCUCCCCCAGUGAGGCUCCUGGCUCUGGCUCUGGCUCUGGCCCCUCCCCCAGUGAAGCUGCCGGCUCUGGCUCUGGCUCUGGCGCUUCCCCCAGCGAGGGUGCCACUGGCUCCGGCUCCGGCUCCGGCUCCUCCCCCAGCGGUGCUGCCGCUGGUUCCGGAGCUGGUUCCGCCGGUGCUUCCGCUGGUCCCAGCGGAGCCGGUGCCAUUGGAAUCGGCGCCACCACCCCGGUCGUCUCUUACACCCCGGUCCCCACCCCUAGCGGCUUCCACCCCUCCUCUCGCCCUCUGAUCCCCAGCAGCAAGCCCGCUUCCUCCAAGCUUGUUGCUUCCUCCAGCGCCACCCCCGCUGCCUCUAGCGCCGCCCCUGCCAGUUCUUCCUCCAGCUCUUCCGGCUCUAGCUCCGGCUCCUCCGCUACCUCCCCCGAGGGUGUCUCCGCUGCUGGCACUGGCUCUGGCUCCGCCACCACUCCCUCCGCCCCUGUCUUCACUGGCGCCGCUACCCGCGCCGCGGCUGGUGCUGGUGCCGGAUUGGCCUCCGUCUUCGCUCUCGUCGCCUUCCUUCUGUAA
Molecule: messenger RNA, 594 nt
Organism: Aspergillus niger
Lineage: Eukaryota; Fungi; Ascomycota; Eurotiomycetes; Eurotiales; Aspergillaceae
Exons: 1
Source: RefSeq, a predicted model, not a curated record